AUGUCUCUAUAUCGGUUGGUGUUUGAGAAGGCUUGUCAUCUGCCGGUGGAGUUAGAGCAUAAAGCUUUUUGGGCCAUGAAGACUCUUAACAUGGAAUUAAAAGCUGCAGGAGAGAAAAGACUGCUACAGUUGAAUGAACUAGAGGAGUUUCGAAAUGAAGCCUAUGAGAACGCAAAAAUCUACAAGGAGAGAACUAAGAAGUGGCAUGACCAAGGUUUAGUAAGGAAGGAGUUUCAACCUGGGCAGCAAUUGUUACUAUUCAAUUCAAGGUUGAAAUUGUUUCCUGGAAAGUUGAAGUCAAGGUGGUCAGGACCAUUCACAGUAGUCAAGGAAUUUGAUUCACUUGUUCCAGAUUUUGGGUGGUAUAAUUGUGUGUUGUGCAAAAAUAUUGUUGAUAUUGGGUUUGUUAUUAUUGUAUUGUGGAAUUGA
Messenger RNA from Cannabis sativa, 429 nucleotides. RefSeq lists its product as uncharacterized. Lineage: Eukaryota; Viridiplantae; Streptophyta; Magnoliopsida; Rosales; Cannabaceae. The transcript has 2 exons. The record is from RefSeq and is a predicted model, not a curated record. The coding region runs from base 1 to 429 and encodes 142 amino acids.